CGGCACAUUCCAAAAUCCUCGUCAGCGCGGUGCGGAACCGGCCUGAACGUCCCCCGGACCUGCUUCCCCUGCCGACUCACAUUCCUACUCCCUAACCCUACUUCGGCCCUUUAGUUAAGGGGCACGUUCCAGAGCUAUGGGAUCGUCGAUCCGAUGCGGCGGUAUUUCUCUGACAUUUCCCACCCUCCCUCGGUUAUGUGCCGCCAGCAUUUUCUUUGAGACGGGAUGGUUUGUUAAUGACAAGCUCAACUCCCUCUUGCCACUCCUUUGUCCUCUUGAUCCUCAGUUCUGUGUAUUCGUCCCACGCUCGUUUCAGUUCGCCCAUUGUGGCAUCGCACUCGUUUCCAUCCCGCCGGUGUCGUCGUCGUUGCAAGCCCUCGCGCUCAUUACUUCAUCCUUACAAAUCCCGUCCUCAACUGUGGCAUUGUUGUCUUGCCACGUGCCUAUCCUGCGCAUCCUCAGUCAGGAUAUCUUGAUAUAUACAGCGAACAGAGGCCCGUCUUCUAGAGUCUGCUCGCCUCUUCCCCUCCUGCCAACCAACCCAACGGUGUCUCGAAACCCGAAGCUAUCAGUAUCUUUCAAAUGGACACCAUGGGCAUGUGUUGCGACGUCAAGAAACUCUACUCUUCCGUGCAGGAUAUGGUCGGCCUCCGGCGCAAAGAGGCCGUCAAGCGCCCGUUGCAAAUCGUCCGUCCUCAACCCCAUCACGUGUUACUUCCCGCUUGAAGCAAGCACCAGUCUAACCCCCAAUUCACACACCAGUCGGAACCGUACAAUUUCAAAAAAGUGACUACCAUCCUGCCCGGCUUCACAGAGGACGAACUCGCCGUCCUCCGCGAAAAAGCAGCCGCUUCCCGCCUCGGAGUCGCCUCCUACCACCACCACCAGCACCACCAUCACCACCAGCGGGACAGAGACAGCAGCGCCGCCAGCCUCCUCCCGCUCUCCCCGCCAUCAUGCUCCUCUU
This is a messenger RNA of Canariomyces notabilis, 967 nucleotides long. RefSeq lists its product as uncharacterized. Lineage: Eukaryota; Fungi; Ascomycota; Sordariomycetes; Sordariales; Chaetomiaceae. The record is from RefSeq and is a predicted model, not a curated record. Bases 137 to 790 code for a protein of 217 amino acids. The transcript is spliced from 3 exons.